Messenger RNA from Glossina fuscipes, 1919 nucleotides. RefSeq names its product arylsulfatase B. The record is from RefSeq and is a predicted model, not a curated record. Bases 174 to 1904 code for a protein of 576 amino acids. The transcript is spliced from 7 exons. NCBI's taxonomy places the organism in Eukaryota, Metazoa, Arthropoda, Insecta, Diptera, Glossinidae.
AACUUUAGACUUUAAAUAAAGAUCAGUAUCUUUUUAAUUUUAUUACAUUUUGUUUUAUUUACCUUUUUAUGAAAAAGCUUUCUUUUAAUAGAGCUUACUACAGAUUUAUAAGGACUUGGUCUUCGUUGCUGACUAGUUAGUCACAAAAAUAUUUCGUUCAUAAUAACAUCGGAAUGAAGCUUAUUGAAAGUUGUGCCUCAAUUAUUAUGGUAAUAAUUCAGACCUUCCAUUUAGCUCAGUCUUCGGAGAUGGUGCCGCCCAAUAUUGUUAUUAUUAUGGCUGAUGAUAUGGGUUUUGAUGACGUAAGCUUUCGUGGCGCCAAAGAGUUUAUAACACCAAAUAUCGAUGCUUUGGCUUAUCAUGGUAAAAUCUUACAUCGAUUGUAUGCGCCGCCGAUGUGCACACCUUCUAGAUCAGCCUUGUUAACCGGCUUGUAUCCGUUUCAUACAGGUACUCAACAUUAUAUAUUACUUAAUCAGGAACCAUGGGGUCCUUUGACAAAGUUCAUUACAAUGCCCGAAGUAUUUCAGGCUCACGGUUAUUCGACCAAUUUAAUCGGGAAAUGGCAUUUGGGUAUGGGUCAUAAACAAUUCACUCCCACCUAUAAUGGGUUCGACUAUCAUUAUGGUUACUGGGGUGCUUUCAUUGAUUAUUAUGAUAAGACAUCUAAAAUGGAGACUCCCGGCUUUAGUUUGGGUUACGAUUUUCGCCGUAAUUUAGAUUUAGAGUGCGAUAAAGGCAAUAAUACUUAUGUAACCGACUUAUUUACUGCUGAAGCGGAAAGAAUAAUUAUGCAGAAUAGUGGCUCGAAACCUUUGUUCUUACUGGUGACUCAUUUAGCUGUUCAUACAGCCAACGAGGAAGAUCCUUUGCAGGCACCUGAGGAAGAAAUUGAAAAGUUUUCCUACAUACAAGAUAUACGUAGAAGAAAAUAUGCAGCAAUCGUCUCGAAACUUGAUGAAAGUGUGGGUAGAAUCGUUUAUGCUCUGGAUAGGGCGAACAAAUUAAAUAAUACUAUAGUUAUUUUUUAUUCGGAUAACGGCGCGCCUACGGUCGGUUUGUUCAGCAAUACCGGUUCUAAUUGGCCUUUAAGAGGGCAAAAAAAUUCCCCUUGGGAAGGAGGUACACGUAUUUCGGGUGCCAUAUGGGCCCCUCUAUUACAAAAUCGAGGUUCAAUAUUUCAACAACCUAUGCAUGUCGCAGAUUGGUUUGCUACUCUUGCAGCGGCUGCUAAUAUUCAUUUAAAUCAAUCCCUGACAUUGGAUGGCAUUAACCUUUGGACCGAGCUAGUCACUAGCAAAACUGAUACUCCUCCAUACUCGGAAAGAGAAAUUGUGCAUUCUCUAGACAAUCAAGCCGAAAUGUAUUCUUAUAGCAAAGGACAAUAUAAAUAUAUCAAAGGGACAUCUCUUGAAGGCCGAUACGAUUACCAUUUAUCACAACGACCUAAAAAAAUAAUUGAUCCUCGUGAGAAGUAUUACUAUGAGAACAUAAGACAGUCGGCCACUUUUCAAGCUCUCCAGAAAUAUGAUGAGAAACCCUUAACCAAUUCAAGAAUGCACAAUUUGCGAGUGAAAGCCUCAGUGCAGUGUGAGGCUAAGAGUCUGAAACCAAAUAGCAAUUGCAAACCCUUGGAGGAGGAAUGUCUUUUUAAUGUCUGGAAGGAUCCAUGCGAGCAAAGAAAUUUAGCUCGUCUACACAAAUACGACAACAUAAUGAAAAGUAUGCGUGAGGAUAUACUGAAGCUAAAAGCCACUGCUGCACCCCCCUUAACUGGUAGAGGUUCACCGGAAUAUGAUCCGAGCCGAUAUGAUUGCACUUGGACAAAUUAUUUGGAUAUUUUUCCUAAAAAUUAUAUCUUGCCAUGUAACCGCGAGCUACUGCCUUGUUCAAGGAUUGCUUAAAAGACUUUUUCAGUC